This is a messenger RNA of Aureobasidium namibiae CBS 147.97, 858 nucleotides long. RefSeq lists its product as uncharacterized. Lineage: Eukaryota; Fungi; Ascomycota; Dothideomycetes; Dothideales; Saccotheciaceae. The annotation marks the transcript as partial. The record is from RefSeq and is a predicted model, not a curated record. The transcript is spliced from 7 exons.
AUGAGCGAUCCGAGUACGACACCGGCAAGGAUGCCACCACCGGGUGUGACGAGCAAUUUCAUCAACCCUGUCAACACUGGAUACCAACAGACGAUAUGCAAUGUACUGUGUUCUAUCUUUGUCGCCAUAUUUGUGGGUACGAGGAUAUACACGCGCAUCAAACUGGUCAAAUGCGUCAGUUGGGACGAUUAUCUUAUCAUACUGGCAGCACUUGUGUUCUACGCCGAAGUGGGAUGUUUCCAAUACAUUGUUCAAGUAGGCUUGGGGAGACAUCUAUGGGACGUCAGCGCCGAACGAUUCUCACCAACUUUCCUGGAGGUCUGGACGUUUGGUGCCAUGAUCUAUUCUGUCUGCAUGUUGCUCACCAAGAUGUCCAUCUUGAUGUUGUAUCGAAGACUGUUUCCUAUCGACAAUUUCAGGUAUCUCUGGUGGAUGUGCGUGUUUUGUACCAUGGGAUAUGGUUUGGGUGCUAUUUUCUCGAGUCUAUUUGCUUGUGUGCCUGUUAGGGCUCAGUGGGAUCUGACAAUAUCUGCUUCGAGGUGUAUCAACAAGCAGGCCUUCUAUAUCGGCAAUGGCGUGAUGAAUAUCAUCACGGAUCUGAUGAUCCUUGCUCUUCCUAUACCUAUUGUUUGGAGAUUGACUCUUGAACUGAGACAGAAAAUCAUUCUCAGUGUUGUCUUCACGCUAGGCUCGAUCUCCUGUGUCAUCAGUCUGGUGCGUCUCCUCAGCAUCGUGACAUGGAUCCGCGUAGGGAAUAGUGACAUAACCUACACCCUCCAACCCAUCGUAGCCUGGUCCGAAAUCGAACUGGCAGCCUGCAUCAUCUGCGCCAACGCCCCCUGCCUGCGCCCCUUCUUC